Leptosia nina is the source of this 1017-nucleotide messenger RNA. NCBI's taxonomy places the organism in Eukaryota, Metazoa, Arthropoda, Insecta, Lepidoptera, Pieridae. The record is from the annotation of a GenBank genome assembly.
AUGGCGGGAAGAAAGUUUUACGCUUCAAUGUCGACGGCAAUUUCGCUGAGCGUUGCGGCUCUCAUUUUGUUAAGUGACGUCGCGAGUGCUGAGAGCGCACGGCAGUGCUACUGGUGUGGCCCUCUGGCGGAGCAGGUCCACCGAAGCCGAAGAGCGCCCCCUUGCGACGCCCCGAAGGCUCACGUUACGAUAUGUGACCCAGGCCUUCCGCAUUGUGCCGUUGUCGCUACCGCACCUCCAUAUGUCGAGUCAAGAUACUGCGUCAAAAUCUACCAAGACGAAUGUUACUUAGAUUUCUGCAAUACAACGAAAACGUGGAAGAUGACAUGUCCUUGUAAAGGGGACCUUUGCAACGGACAAAAUUCCGAUCGCGAAGAACAGGCUUUCGCCGAACUGAUGGCUAAAACUCAAAAGCCCCAAAAGAAAAGGACAAAGAAAAGCAUAAAAGAACCACUUCCUAGACCUAUCCAGACUGAAGACAAGAAAAUGGCUAUGGUUGAUCCUAAUUCAUCCUCCAUUCAAAUUAACACUCUAAAUCAAACGCUUAUGAAUAAAAAUGAGCCACCAACCGAAAGACCGGAUGCAUCAUUGGUAACAGAUAACCCAGAAAAUCAAAUCACAGACGUAAAAGAUACAACAAUUAAUAUAUUAGAUGAUAAAGCAACUGACAAACAUGAAAAUUUAAAAGAAGCUUUACAAAUGGGAACGACUCCUUACAUGUUGGAGUCGACAGUUGUAGAGAUAUCAAACGUUAACAUUGAGAAACCUAUGACAGAGAAUUUAAUUAUACCCAACAAAGAACUGCCUACCCCCGAAGCGUUGCAACAAAACGCAAGUUCGGAUGACGUAAAAGAAAAUGUUGAAGAGAGCACACUUCAAGCCGAGCCCAACACAACUACUGCACUUGACGACACCACUACAGAAUCACCAAUAUCACGUAAAAACCAAGGCACAUAUAUCAAUCUCAAUUCUAAAAUACUUUUUGCUUUUACAUUUUUUGUCUGUGCCCAGAUUUAG